GCCGGCUGACAGGCGGUUCCUCGGGCGGGCUGCGGUGGCGGCCGGAGCGCCUCUCCUUCGCCAAGGUUGCGCGACCCUCCUUCGCCGUGCCCCGGGCCCGCGCGGGAUUGUGCGUCCUCUCCCCCCGUCCCUGAAGGGAAGGAACCGAGGCGGCGGCAGUAGCGGCGGCGGCGCCCGGGAGUCCUAGCCUUCGCAGCGUCCCCGUCCCUCCCCCGUCGCACCCCGCCCGGGCAGAGCAGGGAGCGCGAGAGCCCGAGCCGCGGGGCGGGCGGCGAAGAUGGCAGAGGCGCCGGCCUCCCCGGCCCCGCUCUCUCCGCUCGAAGUGGAGCUGGACCCGGAGUUCGAGCCGCAGAGCCGACCGCGCUCCUGUACGUGGCCCCUGCAGAGGCCGGAGCUCCAGGGAAGCCCGGCCAAACCCUCGGGGGAGGCGGCUGCUGAUUCCAUGAUCCCCGAGGAGGAGGACGAUGAAGACGACGAGGACGGCGGCGGUCGGGCCGGCUCGGCCAUGGCGAUCGGCGGCGGCGGGAGCAGCACGCUGGGAGCCGGGAUGCUCCUUGAGGACUCGGCUCGGCUGCUGGCUCCCGGAGGGCAGGACCCGGGGUCUGGGCCAGCCCCCGCGGCGGGCGCGCCGAGCGGAGGGACGCAGACGCCGCUGCAGCCUCAGCAGCCACUGCCACCACCGCAGCCGGGGGCGGCUGGGGGCUCCGGGCAGCCGAGGAAAUGCUCGUCGCGGCGGAACGCCUGGGGGAACCUGUCCUACGCCGACCUGAUCACUCGCGCCAUCCAGAGCUCCCCGGACCAACGGCUCACUCUGUCCCAGAUUUACGAGUGGAUGGUGCGCUGCGUGCCCUACUUCAAUGAUAAGGGCGACAGCAACAGCUCUGCCGGCUGGAAGAAUUCUAUCCGACACAACCUCUCGCUACACAGCCGGUUCAUGCGGGUCCAGAAUGAGGGGACUGGCAAGAGCUCUUGGUGGAUCAUCAACCCCGACGGAGGGAAGAGCGGGAAGGCACCCCGCCGGCGGGCUGUCUCCAUGGACAACAGCAACAAGUAUACCAAGAGCCGUAGCCGUGCAGCCAAGAAGAAGGCAGCCCUGCAAACAGCUCCUGAGUCAGCAGACGACAGUCCCUCCCAGCUCUCCAAGUGGCCUGGCAGCCCCACAUCUCGCAGCAGCGAUGAGCUGGAUGCAUGGACGGAUUUUCGCUCACGCACCAACUCCAAUGCCAGCACGGUCAGCGGCCGCCUAUCGCCCAUCCUGGCGGGCACAGAGCUGGAUGAUGUCCAGGAUGACGACGCGCCACUCUCCCCCAUGCUUUAUAGCAGCUCAGCCAGCCUCUCACCCUCCGUAAGCAAGCCGUGCACUGUGGAGCUGCCCCGGCUGACUGACAUGGCCGGCACCAUGAAUCUGAAUGAUGGUCUGGCUGACAACCUCAUGGAUGACCUGCUGGAUAACAUCCCGCUCCCACCGUCCCAGCCGUCCCCCACCGCGGGGCUCAUGCAGAGGAGCUCUAGCUUCCCAUACACCACCAAGGGCUCCGGCCUGGGCUCUCCAACCAGCUCCUUCAACAGCACAGUGUUUGGACCCUCAUCUCUGAAUUCCCUGCGCCAGUCUCCCAUGCAGACCAUCCAAGAGAACAAGCCAGCCACCUUCUCUUCCAUGCCGCACUAUGGCACCCAGACACUCCAGGACCUGCUCACUUCAGACUCACUCAGCCACAGCGAUGUCAUGAUGACCCAGUCGGACCCCUUGAUGUCUCAGGCCAGCACCGCUGUGUCUGCCCAGAACUCCCGCCGCAAUGUGAUGCUUCGCAAUGACCCAAUGAUGUCCUUUGCGGCCCAGCCUAACCAGGGGAGUUUGGUCAACCAGAACUUGCUCCACCACCAGCACCAGACCCAGGGCGCUCUCAGUGGCAGCCGUGCCUUGUCUAAUUCUGUCAGCAACAUGGGCUUGAGCGAUUCUAGCAGCCUCGGGUCAGCCAAACACCAGCAGCAGUCUCUUGUCAGCCAGUCUAUGCAAACCCUCUCGGACUCUCUCUCAGGCUCCUCUUUGUACUCAACCAGUGCAAACCUUUCCGUCAUGGGCCACGAGAAGUUCCCCAGCGACCUGGACCUGGACAUGUUCAAUGGGAGCUUGGAAUGUGACAUGGAGUCCAUUAUUCGCAGUGACCUCAUGGAUGCCGAUGGGUUGGAUUUUAACUUUGAUUCCCUCAUCUCCACACAGAACGUUGUUGGUUUGAACGUGGGGAACUUCACUGGUGCUAAGCAGGCCUCAUCUCAGAGCUGGGUGCCAGGCUGAAGGCUCACGGAGGAAAGGGGAAGUGGGCAAAGCAGACCCUCAAACUGACACAAGACCUACAAAGAAAACCCUUUGCCAAAUCUGCUCAGCAAGUGGACAGUGACACCGUUUACAGCUUAACCCCUUUGUGAGCCCCACGCCAUCUUCCUGACCCAGCGGAGACUGUUAACGGCCCCUUACCCUGGAACAGAACUCUCUAUAUAAAGUAUGCAAACCUUCCUUGUACGAGGUGACGCGCCCCCGCCCACGCCCGCGCAGGACAGCACCCGCCAGCACCGCCCACCUCGGUCAGAGCACACCGGGAGCCCCCGUUGGCGAUUCUGUGGUUUCAUAUCAUGAUGGUUUAUGGGAUGUUUUAAGUGUUGUGUGUUUGUUUUCCUUUGACUUUCUGAGUUUUUCACAUGCAUUACCUUGCGGUAUUUUUCUGUUAAAAUGUUAACCAUUCUUCCCUCGGCAGAUUUAAAAACAGAAGGAAAAUGUACCAGUUACCAUUUUGGCUUUGGGCACCACGAGUGGUUGAGCCCCUGGAACUCCAUAAACUAACAAAUUACAUAAACUCGAGGGGGAUAUUCUUUCUUCUUUUGUUUGGCAGAAAAGGAUCCUUUUCUAAAAACUGAACAAUGGCACAACUGUUCGCUGUGCGCACCCAUCCAGGACUGAACCCUGCAUAGGCAAAACGAACGGACCACAGCCACCGGCCCAGUGGGUUUCGGUUCUGAGUCAGGGUAGUUGGGGGACGAAACCCCAGCACCUGGGCUGCAGGUGCCAGAUUGGGGUUGGUGGUCCCCUGUCAGUAUCCUGAGCGAAUGCAGUGAACAGUGAUGCUGUGUUGGUUAGAAAAUAGGGUGUUUUUUUUCAAGAAAGAAAUCAGCUCAGCUGUCCACUAAUUGCCAAAUGCCACUAAAGGAUUUAGUUUUAAGGAGAAAAGAAAAAUUAAAAAAAAAAGGAGUUCUGUUUUGCUUUGCAGAAGAAAUGAACUUGCAGGGGAGCAUGAAGCCUACAGAGAGAAAUGUGUGAAAAGUAUAAACCCAAGUCAGUGCAGACGUACAUACACACCCUCCAUAGUCUCCAGCCUUGUUGUGUAUAAGCUGAUCUACUAGACGUGUAUGAGUGAGAGGCAAUAGCGUACAAACUGAUUUUUUUCAUAUAUAAUCAUAGAUUGUAAUUGUACCAGUGACACGAUGGAAGUACAAGGUAGGGCAGUUUUGACUAUUGUUUUUUCCACUUUCCUGCUUCUAUGGAUUUCAUUUUGUUUUGGUUUUUUUUUCCUAAAAGUUACGGUGCUGUAUAGGUGCUUUCUGUUUAACCUGGAACGUGUGAUCAUACUACUUACCCUUCUUUGAUAGAAUAGUGGGGAACACCUUUGGUACAUAAGAAACUGGUGUAACGACGCUCUGAUUAGCACAGCACAUGCAUACUUCUCCAAAGUGAUAUAUGAAGAUCUUUUCUUUGCAUAAAAUGCACUAGGCAUAUAAAUGUAUAAAUAUAUUUUAUCAUGUACAGUACAAAAAUGGAACCUUCUGCAUGGACGUUAGGAAUACAGGCUAGUAUUUCAGCACAGACCUCCCUGCAUGAGUUCUCGCUGCCUCUUACACCGUGCAGUGGGCACUGACUCCCUUCCACCAACACAGACGUGCUGCCCGACCCCCUGCACUCACCACCGGCUGCCAGGGGCCCCCUUGUGCACCUUCGCUUUAGAAUUCCUGUGGGGGUGAUGGUGGUGGUGAUCACAGCUCCUAGCACAAUGGAAGUUCCAUUUGGUAUUGUCACGCGUCUUUCCCGCCUCGCUUGGGUUGUCAUGUUUGAACGAUGGCCCUGUUGAUUUCACCCUGCCUUUUACUGAAUCUGUAAAUUGUUGUGCAAUUGUGGUUAUAGUAGACCUGUAGCCGUAUCGCUUUUUCUGAACUGCUACAAGUUUAUAAUCUUCAUUUUAAAAGUAUGUAUAAUUUUUUUAAAUAUGUGUUCUAUUCACGUGGUCUGCUUGUCAGAGAGACAGACUUUUGCUUACUAUAUUCCUUUAUAUAAUGCCAGCCGCUUCCUCGAUUCUUUGGUCGUCUGCUGUGCACAAGAACUGUCCGGUGUCAGCGAGAGGGCUGCCUCUCUGGGUCCCUCAGCAAUGCUGCCUGGGGUGGAGUGUAGUUCAGAGACAGCGGCAGUUGCUGAUGGGGAAAGGGAUGGAGGGGUGUAGGAUACAAGGGAGAAUCCAAAGUGCUUCCAACAGGAGAGCCCUGAGAAUCUCUCCUGAGUUCAAAGAAACAAGCAAACUAACAAAACAGCUCUUUGCCUUUGCAGUUUUAUAAACCCUGGGAGCUACUUUGGGAGAAAGAAAGGCAACCCUCAAAUGUGUUUUGACUUUAAAUGUUGCAUUCCUUACAGACGUGGGACAUCUCCUUUAUUCUCUCUUCCCCCAGUUUUAUUAGAUUUCAGGCAGAAUGUCUUACAGAGUGUCCUAGAAUGAGAUUAUAAUUUAGAACAGACGAGGGAGGGACAGAGCAGUAUGAGAGCAGAGCAGGAAAAUGGAGGGGAAGGGGUGCUUGGAAUUUUUUUUUUUUUUUUUCCUUAGUAACAGCAUCUACAUGUAGAGAGUUGUGGAGAGCUGUCAGGGCAAAGUCAAGUGCCAGCAUCAGUCCUAGGAGAAGGUCAGGACGGAAUAAUUAGGCCCGUCCAGGAGCACAGCAGCCCACACACAGCUGGCCACCCGCCCAGAGGCCAGCUUUCCCUAGCCCAGUGGGUGCUGACAUGGUCAGACUGAGCAGAGGUCCCACACAAGCCCCUGCCUCUUAUAUCGACACCUGCUUUCAGGAAGGACCACCUGUUGGCCACCAUGUGGGGUUCUGAGUGCCGUGGGUCCCUCACAUCGGAGCGUCUCAGAGGAACGCUGAGUAGCCUCCAGGGCCGGCUGCUGCCAUGGUUGCCUCCCGAUGAGAACGCUCCGAGGCCACCCGAGGCCUCCAGAUCAGCUGCUCCAGGAGGCCUUCCCCUUUCUGAUGGGAAAGGAGAAGAUAACUGAUAUUGCAAGCAUGACGUGUCCUGUGGCUCUGUUGUUCUCCUAGGACUCCAGAGCCUUUUACCAAAGUCGGAGGAGAGCUUUCUCACAAGCUUUUACUGUCCUGGAGUGGGGUCUGACUGCCGGUCCGGGUGCCCCGCCAACGGUGAAUGUUUCCUUUAGCGCAUCCUCUGCGAUGAUUGCUAACACCCAUUUCCUGUCCGCGGGAGAGUGGUGCGGGCACCUGUGGUACAAGGAGAACUUUGUGUGUUUGGUGUUGAGUUUUGACAUUACAUGUGUGUCACUUCCCCUCCCUGAGCUCACUGCCCAGGACAGAUAGGCCCAGCCUCAGGGUAUCAUUUCGGGGGGCUUCCAAACCUGACCCCGAUGGUAGGCACAGACUUCACUACUACCUAAUGAACCCCCCUCCCCACUUAAAGAAGAAGGGACGUUGGAAUCUCUUAGGAUUGUCAAGAGAAAAGCGGUCACAUAGCCAGUUCUGUUUCCAGCACGGACGCCACGGGCUGGGGAGGGGAAAUAAAAAGGUUGCCCUUUCUCUCUCAACGCAGAAACAGAGCUCUGGCAGCUCUGACCUCUGGUUUCCCAUUUCCUGCUGUAUUUGAGGAACAUGGUGUGAUUAGGCAUUAGGGUUUUUUUCAUUAUUAUUAUUAUUAUUAAGAAAAGCAAAUUUUUUUAAUAGAAAUGCAAUCACUGGCUAAGAGGUACGAAAAAGCCAGCCUCUUGUGGCGGUCAGGGCAGCAGGGCAAAGUGAAGGCUGUGUGGUCAGUCUGUCCAGUGAGGUCUGAGAGCAGAUGCCCAGGGAGUUGAAGAGUCUAUUAAUAAUUUUUGAUCUAAAUCUUUUGUGGGUAACAUUUUAUGCAGUUGUAAUGACUGAAGUACUUUUGUCUAAUUUUACUUGUAUGUAUUUUUCUUUGGUGGAUGAUAGGUGACAAGGCCUCUGCCACACUCCAGAGAUACCGUGUAUGUGCGGCUGCUUUUAAAAAUUGUGUGUCUGGUCAUUUCUCUAAAAUUAUCUCAUUGCCUGGCAAUCAGCCUUCUCUGGUAUACUUGUCCUAGCACAUUAUGUACACAAGAAAUGUAAACAGGUGUGAAGGAGGACCAGGAAUUUAGUUAAUAUUUUUAAAAAUGUAUUGUGUGUUUUUGGCUUCACAUAUUGAACAUUUUUUAAGAAAAAAAAAGUUGCAUGAAUGGGAAAAAAAAAUCUGUAUACAGUAUCUGUAUAACUGUCUUAUCUGUUUCAAUUUCUUGCUCAUACCCCAUACAACUAGACUUAAAUAUGGCAUGUGGCCACAUUCAAAACCCUGAGUCACACAGUCAAUACUUUGGUUUGAAGCACCUCAUCCUUUCUUCCAAAGCAAACACUAUCAUUGCAUCUUACUGAGGAUUUUGUCUAGCCACAUGUUGCCAUGAAUUAACUCUGCCAUCUUACUUUUCAAGAAUCAAAGCCAGUUUGAUUUGGGAAUCUGCCCCUUUCCAAAUAAAAUAGAGAUACAGUCCUUACUUUCCUUGGUAUUUGUACAUAUUGCCUUGUGUAUUCCACUUAAAACCGUAAUCUAGUUUGUAAAAGAGAUGGUGACGCAUGUAAAUAAAGCAUCAAUGACACUUUA
Myotis myotis is the source of this 6910-nucleotide messenger RNA. RefSeq names its product forkhead box O3 (gene FOXO3). The record is from RefSeq and is a predicted model, not a curated record. NCBI's taxonomy places the organism in Eukaryota, Metazoa, Chordata, Mammalia, Chiroptera, Vespertilionidae. Gene Ontology annotation, cellular component: mitochondrial matrix; nucleus. Gene Ontology annotation, biological process: regulation of transcription by RNA polymerase II. The coding region runs from base 278 to 2296 and encodes 672 amino acids. Gene Ontology annotation, molecular function: RNA polymerase II cis-regulatory region sequence-specific DNA binding; DNA-binding transcription factor activity, RNA polymerase II-specific. The transcript is spliced from 4 exons.